GUCAUCCUGUUUGCAUUGAGAGAUUAUAUCCAGUACUGGUAUUACGCUCUGAGUGAGGAUGAGUCUUUUCUGCUGGAAAUCAGACAGACUGUCCAGAACGCUCUGGUCCAGUUCUCUACACGGUAAUAUUCUAUUACCACUCUAUUACUUCAUUAUAAUACUGCAUUAUAAGUAGUCUAUUACUACAUUAUAACUAGUCUAUUACCACUCUAUUACUACAUUAUAACUAGUCUAUUACCACUCUAUUACUACAUUAUAACUAGUCUUACUACAUUAUAACUAGUCUAUUACUACAUUAUAACUAGUCUAUCACCACUACUGCAUUAUAACUAGUCUAUUAAUACUCUAUUACUACAUUAUAACUAGUCUAUUACUACUACUGCAUUAUAACUAGUCUAUUACUACUCUAUUACUACAUUAUAACUAGUCUAUUACUACAUUAUAACUAGUCUAUUACCACUCUAUUACUGCAUUAUAACUAGUCUAUUACCACUCUAUUACUGCAUUAUAACUAGUCUAUUACUACAUUAUAACUAGUCUACCACUCUAUUACUGCAUUAUAACUACUCUAUUACUGCAUUUUAACUACUCUAUUACUGCAUUAUAACUAGUCUAUUACUACAUUAUAACUAGUCUAUUACUACAUUAUAACUAGUCUAUUACUACAAUAUAACUAGUCUAUCACCACUACUGCAUUAUAACUAGUCUAUUACUACUCUAUUACUACAUUAUAACUAGUCUAUUACUACAUUAUAACUAGUCUAUUACCACUCUAUUACUGCAUUAUAACUAGUCUAUUACCACUCUAUUACUGCAUUAUAACUAGUCUAUUACUACAUUAUAACUAGUCUAUUACCACUCUAUUACUGCAUUAUAACUACUCUAUUACUGCAUUAUAAACUAGUCUAUUACUACAUUAUAACUAGUCUAUUACCACUCUAUUACUGCAUUAUAACUACUCUAUUACUGCAUUAUAACUAGUCUAUUACUACAUUAUAACUAGUCUAUUACUACAUUAUAACUAGUCUAUUACUGCAUUAUAACUAGUCUAUUACCACUCUAUUACUGCAUUAUAACUACUCUAUUACUGCAUUAUAACUAGUCUAUUACUACAUUAUAACUAGUCUAUUACUGCAUUAUAACUAGUCUAUUACCACUCUAUUACUGCAUUAUAACUAGUCUAUUACCACUCUACUGCAUUAUAACUAGUCUAUUACCACUAUUACUGCAUUAUAACUAGUCUAUUACUGCAUUAUAACUAGUCUAUUACCACUAUUACUGCAUUAUAACUAGUCUACCACUCUACUGCAUUAUAACUAGUCUAUUACUGCAUUAUAACUAGUCUAUUACUGCUCUAUUGCUGCAUUAUAACUAGUCUUACUGCAUUAUAACUAGUCUAUUACUGCUUUAUAACUAAUCUAUUACCACUCUAUAACUAGUCUAUUACUACUCUACUGCAUUAUAACUAGUCUAUUACCACUCUACUGCAUUAUAACUAGUCUAUUACCACUAUUACUGCAUUAUAACUAGUCUAUUACCGCAUUAUAACUAGUAUAUUACCACUCUAUUACUGCAUUAUAACUAGUCUAUUACCACUCUAUUACUACAUUAUAACUAGUCUAUUACCACUCUAUUACUGCAUUAUAACUAGUCUAUUACCGCAUUAUAACUAGUCUAUUACUGCAUUAUAGCUAGUCUAUUACCACUCUAUUACUGCAUUAUAACUAGUCUAUUACUGCUCUAUUGCUGCAUUAUAACUAGUCUAUUACUGCAUUCUAACUAGUCUAUUACCACUCUAUAACUAGUCUAUUACUACUCUAUUAAUGCAUUAUAACUAGUCUAUUUCUGCUUUUUAACUAGUCUAUUACUACUCUUAUUACUGCGUCAUAACUAGUAUAUUACUACUCUAUAACGACUGUAUUACUACUGUUUUACCACACGGUUAUACAGGUCUAAAGAUGUAGACUGGCAGCCUUAUUUGACCACCAGACUGGUGGAUGACUUCGCUACUCACCUUCGAGUCUUCAGAAAGGCCCAAGACAGACUGGAGGGCAGGGAAGACAAUAAACAGAGUAAGGGCACACACACACACACACACACACACAGACACACACACACACACUCAGACACACACACAGACAGACACACACACUCAGACACACACACACACACACACACACUCUCAGACACACACACACACAGACAGACACACACAGAGACACACACACUCUCUUUCUCUAUCAGACAUGAUGAUGAUGUGGAUAAUUAUGAAGAUGGUGGUGGUGGUGGUGAUGUUUAUGUUUAUGAUCAUGGUGGUGGUGUGUUUUUAGGGGACUUGUCGGAGGAGAUGGUGGAGUCGUUCUUUGAGGCGGAGGUGGAGAUGGAGAGGAACAUCUGUAGAGACGUGGUCUGCACCUCCCUGAAGGAUGAAGAAGGUACACACACACACACACACACACACACACCCUGAAGAACGAGAAAGGUUCACACGCUGCACCUCGGCAGUUGAAACACCUUUGAGCCUCUGUGUGUUUUAAAUAGAAAGAAAGUCCCACACUCUAUAUGCGCCCAAGGAUUUAAUGGGUAAACCUCACCGUCUCACGUCAGAUAGCACAACGCCGUCUGCAAUGAUCUGUCUGAUAACUCGCAAACACUCAUGGGAUAGAUCAAAAAAGUAGUUUGGCUACAAUACGCUGUCAUAACAUCCGAAAAUGUUACUAAGGUCAGAGUUUAUCUUACAAAAACUAUAAACCUGUAGCUAAUUUUGACAUUUUCUUUUAAGUCUUAACUACCUAAUUCUACAUCUAGCUAAGGAGUAUUGUGGUUGUAGAAUCAGUAUUGUGAAAUUCGAAAUGUGCAUGAAAAUUGGCUAGCUAGCUAACUAUUUUGCUUGCUAGCUGAGCCAGUCUCCAUAUUUUUAGUUUAUUUUUUAUUUAACCUUUAUUUAACUAGGCAAGUCAGUUAAGAACAAAUUCUUAUUUACAAUGACGGCCUACACCGGCCAAACCCGGGCGAUGCUGGGCCAAUUGUGUGCCGCCCUAUGGGACACCCAAUCACGGCCGGUUGUGAUACAGCCUGGAAUCGAACCAGGGGGUCUGUAGUGACGCCUCAAGCACUGAGAUGCAGUGCCUUAGACCGCUGCACCACUCGGGAGCAGUGGCGGCUCCUGAAAAAAUUCUCAGGAGGGGCAAUUUUUCUGAUGAUUUAGGUGACCUACACACGUGCACGAGUCCGUGCACGCGAUUCCAGAUAUCUUUACCUCUGAAUAAACUGCCUUUAUUAUACCAUAUCCACCCUGUCCAAAGUCUCUACUUGGUCUCAGUUCUCCAGUAAACUUGUGAUUAUCAACAGUACACAACGGUAACAAACAAUUGGGGGAACUCACGGGGCAGAUAGUAACCACUUAAAAGGAAGCGAUUCCCAAACCUUCCAUAACAAAGCCAUCACCUACAGAGAGAUGAACUUGGAGAAGAGUCCCCUAAGUAAGCUUGUCCUGGGCCUCUGUUCACAAACACAAACAGACCCCACACAGCCCCAGGACAACAACAACAACAACAACAACAACACAAUUAGACCCAACCAAAUCAUGAGAAAACAAAAAGAGAAUUACUUGACACAUUGGAAAGAACAAACAAAAAAACAGAGCAAACUAGAAUGCUAUUUGGCCCUAAACAGAGAGUACACAGUGGCAGAAUACCUGACCACUGUGACUGACCCAAACUUAAUGAAAGCUUUGACUAUGUACAGACUCAGUGACCAUAGCCUUGCUAUUGAGAAAGGCCGCCGUAGGCAGACCUGGCUCUCAAGAGAAGACAGGCUAUGUGCACACUGCCCACAAAAUGAGGUGGAAACUGAGCUGCACUUCCUAACCUCCUGCCAAAUGUAUGACCAUAUUAGAGACACAUAUUUCCCUCAGAUUACAGCGAUCCACAAAGAAUUCGAAAACAAACCCAAUUUUGAUAAACUCCCUUAUCUACUGGGUGAAAAACCACAGUGUGCCAUCACAGCUGCAAGAUUUGUGACCUGUUGCCACAAGAAAAGGGCAACCAGUGAAGAACAAACACCAUUGUAAAUACAACCCAUAUUUAUGUUUAUUUAUUUUCCCAUUUGUACUUUAACUAUUUGCACAUUGUAACAACACUGUAUAUAUACAUAAUAUGACAUUUGAAAUGUCUUUAUUCUUUUGAAACUUCUGAGUGUAAUGUUUACUGUUAAUAUUUAUUGUUUAUUUCACUUUUGUUUACUAUCUACUUCCCUUGCUUUGGCAAUGUUAACACACGUUUCCCAUGCCAAUAAAGCCCUUAAAUUGAAUUGAAUUGAUAGUAAGGUCGCAAUGACACAGAAAGCAGUUCAAUGUCGGGGUACAGAGUCGCUCUCUUACCAGGAUCGCGGUCCGCUCUGACCAGGGUGAAGGUGGCCGGCUCCACUUCUCUGUCCGGGACUCAUCCAGCCAAGUCUCCCAGCUGUAUUGGGAUUCAGCUGCCAGCAGCGUUUUCAUUAUUUAGUCCGUUCGUAGCGGGUAUGUACACGAUCAACAAGAUCAGUCCAAAACCAACCACUGGAAAUCCAUGGUUGGCAGAAUGUUUGUAAACUAAGUCUACAAAUUAAAAACAUAAAAUAACGCCGCACUGCAGGUCGCAACAGAGACGCUUCUAGCCGCCAUUGUCUUAGUUACGUUCAACGUUACGUCACGUAUGACGAAAGCGCGUAAGUGCAAGCCCACAGACACCCAUAGAGAAUGUAUUGAAAGCUUUGAAAUGUGAAAAAAAUAGAUUUUACAUGACAGGCUAUGAGAGACUUCUGGGCGAUUUUCAACCUGACUGAAAUCGCCCCAAAAACGGGCGGGCCAUUUGAAGCACGACUUUAGCCUGAUUUGACAUUUAGUGGCUGGCAGAUCAGACGUGAACACUGAUAACUGCUGUUGCCGUGAUAUAAUUGAUUAGAAAAAAAAUCCCUUCCUUUUCCCGUUUGGCAGUGCGUCGCCCAUAUCGCCCUAUUGAACACACCGCCCAUGCUCGGGAGCCACAUGAAACGCAAGUGAUGCUAACCCGACGCCAGUUCACACACUCAAUGCUGAAUAAAUACUCCCUCAAGGUAGCUACAUAGCGUAGUAAAAUUCUAGCUAUAGCACAAUUAAUACGUUUUAUGAUAAGACAGUUUCUGUUCUGCUGUGUUUAGUGCACCGAGUUCUGCAGCAGCUGACUGCGCUAGCUGCGACUUCGUGUUGGCCAAGUGUUACAACGUAGCGAGUCAAAUAGAGGCGAAAGAAACGCACACCUAUUUAGGCGAGGUGCUGGCGAACUGAGUAAAACACUUGGAAAAACGUUUCGACAGACAAGCUGUCUUCAUCAGGGUAUAAUGACAAACGUAGCGAGUCACCAGUGCCAGCUAUCAGGGACGGAUACAUACUGAUUUCUGAGAACGACCCCAUAACUUUGGUGCAUUACAACUUCAUCAGCAAGCUGGCAGACUAGCUACAGUAAUGGCGAUUCAAACAAACUGGUACUGGGCUGCUGACUGGGAACAAGUUUCCUCUGCUGAUCGAACAUGGUUUGCUGUAGCAGCCAAUAGCCAGUGCAACAGUUCAUAGCUAUGGUAGUCCUGGCAACUAGUGUUAGGCAGAUGAGCAAAAUCUAGAUUUGUAGGGAUGAGUUCCACGGUUUGCUAGACAGAUGGCUCCUGGAGACGCUUGUUGCGUUAGAAUGACACCAUCGGAUGAAAGACAAUGGGGUAAACCUUAUAACCAACGGUUGGCAACGCAGCGCUUUCUUCAGGGUCAGCCGAAACGUUAGUAAUGAAGUUUUCCCAUUAAAUUGUUGGGAGCAUAUAUAUCGUGUGCAACUUUCUUUUUCUACUGUUUACUCUCCGUUAGUCAGCACCUCUACAAAAAAGGUGUGGGUGUGCGUCUGCUCCAGGUUUUUACCUCUGUGGGUUUAUCAUAAUGUUCACAUUCAGGCGCUGACUUCUCUGUCUGUCUCUGUGUGUCAGGGUUCCUGAGGGAUCUGUGUGAGGUGCUGCUCUAUCUGUUACUACCUCCUGGAGACUUCCACAACAAGAACAUGAGAUAUUUCCUCAGGGUGAGACACACACACACACACACACACACACACACUUUUUGAGGAUCUGAGGGCCCAUGCCAAAUCUUUUCAGCCUCCUGAGGGGAAAGAGGCACUGUCGUGCCCUCUUCACAACUGUGCGCGUGUGGGGACCAUGUUUAAGUCCUUAUUGAUGUGGACGCCAAGGAACAUGAAGCUCUCGACCCGCUCCACUACAGCCCUGUCGAUGUGGAUGGGGGCGUGCUCUCCCCUCUUUCUCCUGUAGUCCAUGAUCAGCUCCUUGGUCUUAUUGACGUUGAGGGAGAGGUUGUUGCUCCGGCACCACACUGCCAGGUCUCUGACCUCCUCCCUAUAGGCUGUCUCAUCGUCGUCGGUGAUCAGGCCUACCACCGCUGUCGUCAGCAAACUUAAUGAUGGCGUUGGAGCAGUGCGUGGCCACACAGUCGUGGGUGAACAGGGAGUACAGGAGGGGACUAAGCACUCACCCCUGAGGGGGCCCCCGUGUUGAGAGUCAGCGCGGCGGAGGUGUUGUUGCCUACCCUCCCCACCUUGGGGGGCGGCCCGUCAGAAAGGUCAGGUUCCAGUUGCAGAGAGAGUUGUUCAAAGUCAGAGUCCUGAGCUUAGUGAUGAGCUUGGAGGGCGCUAUGGUGUUGAACGCUGAACUGAUUCAAUAAACAACAACAUCACAUUGGUGUUCCUCUUGUCCAGGUGGGAGAGGGCAGUGUGGAGUGCAAUAGAGAUUGCGUCAUCUGUUGAUCUGCUGAGGCGGUAUGCAAAUUGGAGUGGAUCCGGGGUGUCUAGGAUGAUUGUAUUAAUGUGAGCCACAAGCAGCCUUUCAAAGCAUUUCAUAAAUACAGAGGUGAGAGCUACAGGGCGAUGGUCAUUUAGGCAGGUUACCUUGGACUUCUUGGGAACAGGGAUGAUGGUGAUCAGCUUGAAACAUGUUGGGAUUACCGACUGGGACAAGGAGAGAUUGAAAAUGUCCCUGAAGACACUUGCCAGCUGGUCUGCGCAUGCUCUAAGAACACGCCCUGGUAUUCCAGGGUUAAAAAAGGCACACUUGACUAAGUCGCUUUGGAUAAAAGCGUCUGCUAAAUGGCUUAUAGUAUUAUUAUAUAGUAAUCCAUUGUUUUUGGUUUGGAUACGUUCGUAUAGUCACUGUGGGGACAAUGUCAAUGCACUUAUUGAUGAAGUCCGGUACUGAUUUGGUAAACUCCUUCGGAUGAAUUCCGGAACAUAUCCCGGUCUAUACUAGCAGAACAGUCUUGUAGCCUCACUUCCGUAUUGAGCGCUUCACUGGUACUUCCUGUUUGAGCUUUCGUUUGUAAGCAGGAAGAUGGAGUCAAGGUCUGAUUUGCUGAAGGGAGGGCGAGCGAGGGCCUUUCAUGCGUUUCUGUGGGUAGAAUAAAAGUGGUCUCGAGUUUUAUCGGCCCUAGUGCCACAGUAGACUUGUUGGUAGAACGGUUUUAAGUCUCCCCGCGUUAGUCUCCGCCCACCAGAAACGCUGCCCCUGGGUGUGCGGUUUCUUGUUUGUUUAUGGCCCCAUACAGUACUGAUGGUGAUGUAAUGUGAUUGUGUCCAUGUUACAGGAGAUUCUGAUGGUGAUGUAAUGUGAUUGUUUCCAUGUUACAGGAGAUUCUGAUGGUGAUGUAAUGUGAUUGGGUUCAUGUUACAGGAGAUUCUGAUGGUGAUGUGAUUGUGUCCAUGUUACAGGAGAUUCUGAUGGGGAUGUAAUGUGAUUGUGUCCAUGUUCCAGGAGAUUCUGAUGAUGGUGAUGUAAUGUGAUUGUGUCCAUGUUACAGGAGAUUCUGAUGGUGAUGUAAUGUGAUUGUGUCCAUGUUCCAGGAGAUUCUGAUGGUGAUGUAAUGUGAUUGUGUCCAUGUUCCAGGAGAUUCCGAUGGUGAUGUAAUGUGAUUGUGUCCAUGUUACAGGAGAUUCUGAUGGUGAUGUGAUUGUGUCCAUGUUACAGGAGAUUCUGAUGGUGAUGUAAUGUGAUUGUGUCCAUGUUCCAGGAGAUUCUGGCGCAAGGCGUUCUCCUUCCACUGGUCAACCAGCUGAGUGAUCCUGAUUACGUCAACCAGUUUGUUAUCUGGAUGGUUAGUAUCAGUAAAAAACCAGGACAACAAAAUAUGAUUUUCACUAGAUUAUAUCCAUAGAGUGGUCCUUUGGAGGAAGGAUUGUUGACAUAUAUUUGACAUUUGUAUCUAAAAGUAUUAUUGAGAAAUAAUUAAUCAAAGUUGGCAUAUUUAUGACAUUGUUGCCUUACCCAGGCCUCCUUUAAGACUCCAUAAUGUUUCAUCUGUAGGUGAUCCAAAACAGAAAUCAGUGGCAUAUGAAUCUUUACCGCUUUCUCUGUAAUAUGAGUAUCAGUGUUGUGUUCGAGACCACCUAAAGCGAGACCGAUUUUCAAGACCAAAGCAAAUCGAGUCGACCAAGACCUGGGGGGGGGGGGGGGUCCGAGAUCGAGUCAAGACUGAGACCAGGAAAAUGUGAAUCCAAUGGCAAUGAUGCAUAAAAAUGGCGGAAUUCAGAUAUGACAUAGUUUAUCCACUGAGCUUUUAAACUACAGCGCGCGACAUGGUUCAAUGUGCCGCCAAAUUAGCAGUAUCUACUUUUUUUGUUUUUCAAAUUGCCACGAAAUUGGAGCGAAAAUUGGGAUCAUGUGUACUUUGCUUAUGACGAUACAAAAAAAGAGUGACGGACAGCGCUGUACAAUACGGAAAACUUAGCAAACGAGGCAUUUGUUGUACGUGCAUGGAGCCGCCGUCUUUAUGCACCUCCGCUAUUCAAGACCAUGACUUUAGAUUGUACUAUGUUCAACAAUAUUGUGAAAAUUUGCCAAAUAACUAAUGGUGUAUUUUCAAUAUUCAUGUUUAUAUUUUUUUAUAUUCAUAAAUGAAUAUAAGAAAAUUGUUAUUGGAAUCAAAAUACUAUUCAUAUUACAGAGCAAGCGGUAAAGCUUCAUAUGACACCUUUUUCUUUGUAGCAAAUUUUUCUUUGUGGCCACAGUGUCAUAAAUAUGCCAACUUAUAUCUUAUCAAUUAUGCUUUUGGAAAGAAAUGUCAAAUAUAUGUCAACAAUCAUUCCUCCAAAGGACCACUCUAUGGAUUAAAUCUUGUGAAAAUAAAAAAAAUCUGGGCCUUUUUUUUUUCCUGGUUUCAUGAGGAAUCAAUCAAACGACAUUGAUAAUCAAUAUCUGUAUCAUUAUCAAUAUAACCACUUUAUCAACCAGUUGUGGGUGGUUGGUAGAGAUCAAGAACUGUUAUAAAUACAGCUGUUGUAGCACCUAUUGACAAACCUGUGUGUGUGUAGAUCCGGGACUCUAGCUGUAACUACGAGGCGUUUCUGAACGUCUUGAAGCUGACAGACAGAGUGUCUGAGCUGGAGGCUGUUAAAGACAAGGCUCUGGGAGAACUACAGUACCUACGAUCACUGGACACCGCAGGAGACGGUACACACACACACACACACACACACACACACACACACACACACACACACAGAGACACACACACACACACACACACACACAGAGACACACACACACACACAGAGAGAGACACACACACACACAGAGAGAGACACACACACACACAGAGAGAGACGCACGCACACACACAGAGAGAGAGACACACACACACAGAGAGAGACACACAGAGAGAGAGACACACGCACAGAGAGAGACACACACACAAACACACACACAGAGAGAGAGACACACACACACACACAGAGACACACACACACACAGAGAGAGACACACACACACACACACACAGAGAGAGACAGACACACACAUAGAGAGACACACACACACAGAGAGAGUGACACACAGUGACAUGCAUGACGCCACACUUAACAAAGUAUACAUAAAAUCCUGAAAAUCUAAAAUAUUCAUAUUUUUUCCCUCAACUCUCCUCUCCACAUCCCACCCCUAUCCUCCUCCUUCCUCCCUCUCAUUCUACCUCGCCAUUUCUCUCUCUCUCUCUCUCUCUCUCUCUCUCUCUCAGAUAUCAAUGUAAUAAAGAACCAGAUCAACAGUCUGUUGUUUGUGAAGAAGGUCUGUGAGACCAGGAUACAGAGGCUACAGUCUGGGAAGGUAAGACAGGAGUGAAGACGAGUCAACCGUAACACGUACUAAACCCCCCCCCUCGCGCUCUCUCUCAAUUUCGCUUGUUCUCACCUUGUCUCUCCCUGUCUCCAUCUGUCUACUGUAGGAGGUGGAUGCUCUGAAACUAGCGGCUAACUUCGGCAAGCUGUGUAUCAUACCGCUGGAACACAUCCUUGUACACAACAUCGCCCUGCAGUUCUUUAUGGGUUAGUACCACACACAACACUGUCUCUGUCCUGACAUGCAAGCAAGCAAGCAGAGCUGUUCUUCUGCCUGGCAAUAGAUGGCUACAAAGUAACAACCCACACCUGACCUCUGACCUCUACCCUCUCCUGUAGACUACAUGCUGGUGGCUGGGGCCCAGGCAGAGCUGUUCUUCUGGCUGACAGUGGAGGGCUACAGAGUAACAGCUGACCUCUAACCCUGACCUCUAACCUUUGACCUCUACCCUCUCUUGUAGACUACAUGCUGGCGGCUGGGGCCCAGGCAGAGCUGUUCUUCUGGCUGACAGUGGAGGGCUACAGAGUAACAGCUGACCCCUGACCUCUAACCUUUGACCUCUACCCUCUCCUGUAGACUACAUGCUGGCGGCUGGGGCCCAGGCAGAGCUGUUCUUCUGGCUGACAGUGGAGGGCUACAGAGUAACAGCUGACCUCUGACCCUGAUCUCUAACCUUUGACCUCUACCCUCUCCUGUAGACUACAUGCUGGCGGCUGGGGCCCAGGCAGAGCUGUUCUUCUGGCUGACAGUGGAGGGCUACAGAGUAACAGCCCAGCAACAACUAGAGGUGAUGGAGGUACGGCAGAAGGAGGGAAAGAAGGGAGGAUCCACUAAAGGAUUGCUGAAGGCUGCAGCACUAGGGGUGUAUGAGCAGUACCUGUCUGAUAAGGUAACACACACACUUUCACCACACACACACACACACACACACACACAGACACACACUUUCACCACACACACACUUUCACCACACACACACUUACUUAAAGGGAUACUUUGGGAUUUUGGCAAUGAGGCCGAAAUCAGUCAGUAUUAGAUAGAACGUUGCGUCCUUGCCCGCCUGUGGGGAAAACAACCUGUGGUUACCUAGGUUACCCCAUUAGCUAACAACAACAACUCUUUGUUGUCUGCUUGUUUUAGUCAAUUACAAAACUACAUUUAAGAAAAGUACAACAUGUCUAAAGAUUACAUUUUCAACAUUGCCUGCUCCCUAGUGUUCUCACUCCCUCAUGCCCCUUUUCAUGACGGUGCUAGCAGCCACUUGAGUGAGUGAGUGCUAGCUAGCUACCGACCGGAACAUUAAGCUAACCAAGACCAACAACACAAACAGACAGACGAUACAGUAGUGAGUGGAGUUACAAAUGAACUGUGCUAAACAAGUUAAGUCUUACCUGUGAUGAAAUGUUUUCCACACACAUAGCUACAUGUAGCCUACAUGGAUACCGGGUUCCCACAUUUCCCACUCUCCCACGCCGAAUAGCCUGAAACCACAGGGCUCUUCUCGCAGGCUCUAUUUCCCUACGUGGGAGCAUUGGGAACCGCAGGCUCUAUUUCCCUACGUGGGAGCAUUGCGAACCGUAGGUUGGGAUUUUUGACCUGGUUACAUGUACAUUGAACAACACAGCAGCUUUUCGGCAUGUUUUGUUAUUUCUGUAUAACAAAAAAUCGACUACGAAGUUGCCUCUUUUACAAUGGGGGUCAAUAGGAAAGAAUGUUGGUUUUCCCCAAUUUGUGGUCGAGGGAAAUUCCUUAUUGUUACGUGAAUACCAACUGGGACUAUGGCUGGAAGGCAUUGAGCUAACUUCCUUCAUACUGGACACAGAAACAUAAAAAUGGUAUCCACGAGUUCAUCUGACUCUGGGGAAGUAUCACUUUAAAAUCCUGAAGUAUCACUUUAACAUACACACGUUUUCUCUCAAUUGUAUAAUCUUUCUUGCUCUCCAGGCGUCCCCCAGGGUGCAGGUAGAGGAGGUGUCUGUUCUCAAACUGGAGAGAAGCUACAGAAGGAUGGCACCCCACGCCAGAGAUAUUCGACGACAUCCAGAGAAAGGUGGGUUUGUGUUUUAAUUAUCUUUAUUUUUUAAAAAAAAAUCAAACUAUCAACAGUUUUAUCAGACUAUCAACUGUUUUACCAACUGUUUUAUCAGACUAUCAACUGUUUUAUUAACUGUUUUAUCAGACUAUCAACUGUUUUACCAACUGUUUUAUCAGACUAUCAACUGUUUUACCAACUGUUUUAUCAGACUAUCAACUGUUUUACCAACUGUUUUAUCAGACUAUCAACUGUUUUACCAACUGUUUUAUCAGACUAUCAACUGUUUUAUUAACUGUUUUAUCAGACUAUCAACAGUUUUACCAGACGAUCAACUGUAACACAGCUUACUGUUUUAAACCACAUCUCUAAAUAUGGAAACUUUUAUUAAUGUUUCAUUGUCGAUCCAAAUAAAGUAUUCACGUGUUCUGACGUUCGUGCCCGUGUGUGUGCGUGUCUGUGUGUGUUGCAGGUGUAUGACAUGAUGCUUCGUGAUGAGAGGUACUACCCUUCAUUCAAACAGAGUCCUCUCUACAUCAGGAUGUUAGCUGAGCUGGACAUGCUCAAAGAACCCUCCUAUAGAGGAUCAGAUGACGGAGACGGAGGUAAGUACAGGUUCUGUCUGUAUGUUGUUAGCAUAGCUUAACCCUAACCCAGGGGUGUUAAAAUCAAUUCCUGGAGGGCAGAGAGUCUGUGGGUUUUCACUCCUCCCUUGUACUUGAAUAAUCAAUUAAGGUCAUUGAUCAGUUAGGAACUUCCCUCAUCUGGUUGCCUAGGUCUUAGUUGGACAAAAAUAACUAAAAAAUGAACACAGCCCACCAGAAAUGGAGUUUGACACCCCUGGCUUAACCCAUUCUCCAUGACUGUGAAGAGUAACUGUUGUCCUAUAUCAAUUCAAUUCAAGGGGCUUUAUUAUCAUGGGAAACAUAUGUUUUCAUUGCCAAAGCAAGUGAAAUAGAUAAUAAACAAAAGUGAAAUAAAAAAUGUACAGUAAACAUUACACUCACAAAAGUUCCAAAAGAAUAAAGACAUUUCAAAUUUCAUAUUAUGUCUAUAUACUGUCGUGGAAAUUCUACACAUGGGACACUCGAAGUAAAUCUUAAAUGAGUCAUUCUUUAUUAUCAGUGCGCUGGAGAGGUUCCAACCAACUCAAUGCACCAAGUACACAUGUCGAUCAGGAGCUCUACCGGGGCAUACCCGUUAGUUCCCUUAUAUACUGGUUACAGACACGUUACAACAGGCAUAGUUCAUAGGGUUGGUUUGGGCAUGUGUCUGGCACCGUCUCCUAUCUUAACUAAUAGAACAUAUUCAUCUCUCUCUCUAUCUCUAUCUCUAUCUCUAGCUGAGCAUCGCCACUGCGUAUCUCUGAUGCGCAAUAUCAUUCUAGUUGCUCUGCUUUUUUUCUCUAUGUUAUUCUCUUCCAAUGCUUCAAUAUCUAUCUUUAGCUCUAUCUCAUCUAUUUGGAUCAUCUCUACUCUGUCUCUUCUCUUCUCUCUCUCUCUCUCUCUUCUCUCUGGCGGCCCUCUCUCUUGUCUUUCUCGGUCUCUGCUCUGUCUCUGUUCUCUCGUUUGUCUCUGUCUUGUUUCGUCUCUGUCCGGUCUCUAUUCUUUGUCUCUAUUUCUGCUGACUGCUCUUGUCUAUCUUCUACAAGCUUGGAGUUAAAUAUAGCUCUAUCAGCUCUCGUCUAUAUCUAUCUCCGCUCUCUCUAUCUCUACUCAUCUCUCAUCUCUCUCUCUAUCCUCUCUCUCUCUAUCUCUCUCUCUCUCUACUCUCUCUCUCUCUCUCUCUCCUCUCUAUCUAUCUCUCUCUCUAUCUACAGAAUCGUUCAACGGUUCUCCAACAGGAAGCAUUAAUCUAGUAAGUCCUCGUCACCCCCUGAGACACCAGCUGUCAUUAACUACAGCCAGUCAUAGUGCUGUCUGUUACAACAGGUUUUACUGGACCCCUACUGCUGUAGAGUUGUUAACAUUUAACACCAGUUAAGCAAUGGUUGACUUUUACUGCAGAGUUCACGGUAGCAGUAUUGCUUCUUUUAAUUGGCUGUUAGUCCAGAGAUUGGCAGUAUCUCUGGUUCUGAUUUGGUUGUUUUUCUCUCCACUGUUUACAGUCUCUGGAUGACCUGUCGAACUCCUGCCAUGACGACAAUAUACAGCUACACGCCUUCAUCUCUGAUACAGGUACACACACACAAACACACACACACACACACACACACACACACACACACGUGAUAUAAUCUCCAGUCAGUAUAUAGUCUGUGGUGUGAUGUAUUGUAAGCUAGUAUAUUCUGAAAGUUAACCAGCUAUCCAUGUCCUCUCACUUGCAUGUGUGACUACUGACCACUAAUGUGGUUUCAUUCAGAGAUGUGUGGGUACAACAGUAGUGGUCUUAAAAACGUUACUCUGUCAAAAUGCCUUGAUGCUGUAAGGAGCCUAGAGGCAGCAUUGUCUCCGAACACUACAAGACGUGAGUUCUGUUAUCAAUAUUCAGCAGUAUUAUCAAAGCUUUACAUUACUGACUUCAAUGUAGAACGUUGGGGCGUUAAUGGAAAGGAAUGCGUAUCAGGGGUGAUAAAAUGGCCACCAUGUUUUGAAAUUUGAUUAAUUGAUUUGAUUGAUUGGGCUGGGUAGGGGAGGCAAUUGUUUAGAUUUUACAGCAGUGUGACAGGUAACUAUUUUAGGGCCAGAACUGUUGUCAGUCUUUUGACCUACUAACUCCUCCCCCUGACUAGCCACCAACUCACCUCUGCAUCGCCCUUUGACCUCAUCUCCUCACGUUAACCAUCAGCUUGUAUCACUUAUCUUACAAUCUCAUGUUGCUGCUACUUUUCUUUUCACACAUUCAUUAUUCUAUCACCUUUACCAUUUCAUUAUUCUAUCACCUUUUACCAUUUCUUCUGUUUCUCCUUUUUCCCUUCACUUUCCUUCUUUACCCUUCUUGCUUUCUGUCUCGCUGCCCAUGGCAUCCUCUGUCUCGCUGCCCAUGGCAUCCUCUGUCUCGCUACCCAUGGCAUCCUCUGUCUCGCUACCCAUGGCAUCCUCUGUCUCGCUAACCAUUGCAUCCUCUGUCUCGCUAACCAUUGCAUCCUCUGUCUCGCUAACCAUUGCAUCCUCUGUCUCGCUACCCAUGGCAUCCUCUGUCUCGCUACCCAUGGCAUCCUCUGUCUCGCUACCCAUGGCAUCCUCUGUCUCGCUGCCCAUGGCAUCCUCUGUCUCGCUGCCCAUGGCAUCCUCUGUCUCGCUGCCCAUGGCAUCCUCUGUCUCGCUGCCCAUGGCAUCCUCUGUCUCGCUAACCAUUGCAUCCUCUGUCUCGCUACCCAUGGCAUCCUCUGUCUCGCUACCCAUGGCAUCCUCUGUCUCGCUACCCAUGGCAUCCUCUGUCUCGCUACCCAUGGCAUCCUCUGUCUCGCUACCCAUGGCAUCCUCUGUCUCGCUACCCAUGGCAUCCUCUGUCUCGCUACCCAUGGCAUCCUCUGUCUCGCUACCCAUGGCAUCCUCUGUCUCGCUGCCCAUGGCAUCCUCUGUCUCGCUACCCAUGGCAUCCUCUGUCUCGCUGCCCAUGGCAUCCUCUAUCCCCUUUCCUCUCGCCAUGUCCAUCCUUUUGGUCAUCUGUCCUCAUCCCCCUGCUUCUCUCUCUCUCUCGCCCACCUGUCUGCAUAUGUCCCAUCCUAUGUGCCAUCACCCCUCCCUCCCUCUCUCUCUCUCUCUCUCUUCUUCACCCUUCCUGGGCUCUGUGUAUCAGUAGCUGAUGCGUGUCUCCCCGGGGCUGGGUUGGGGUUGGGGUUGGGCCUGCUGGGUGCCACAGGGGUAUGUAAUGACCACGGAAAGACCUACGCCCUCUACGCCAUCACUGUGUUGCGCCGUAACCAUGACGGCAGCGAAGACUCCUGGAAGACCUACCGACGCUACUCUGACUUCCACGACUUCCACAUGAGGAUCACGGAGCAGGUAAAGGUAAAUGUGGGUGUGUUGGUGUGUGUGUGUGUGUUCCUAUAACAAAGGGCUUCUGACUACUAAGGUGUGUACAUAGAUAUGGAAAGAUGGCAUGUGCCAGCAUGAGCAGCGCCAUUGAGGGCAAUCUCCAUUUUAAAGUAGUCAAUAUAUUCUUCUGCUUCUGUAAGUGCAGUUUGUAAACUGAAAAGGUGGCUACUGACACCUACUGUGCUGGAGGGUGUAUAGUCUGAACAGGUAUAAAGCCAAGGCUGGGGAUAUACUGCCACCUGCAGUUAUAGAGUAUAAUUAAUUAGCUGACCCUGCCUGCUGACCUUAACCCGUAGGAAGUCCCACCCAGCUGACUACUUUAAAAUGGUGGAAGCCUCAAUGACACUGCCCAUGCUAAAACAGCCUUUGGUCCGAAUGCGCCCUCCAUCCAUCUCCAUGGGUGUGUGUUGUUCCUCCAUUUUGGGAACCUGAAGUGUGUGUUUGCGUUGUGUUCCAGUUUGAGAAUUUGACGUCGAUCCUGAAGCUGCCGGGGAAGAAGACGUUCAACAACAUGGACAGAGACUUCCUGGAAAAGAGGAAAAGAGACCUGAACUCGUACUUACAGGUAAGAGUGUGACGAUGUGUGUCAUGCCUUAAGUAUAUCCGGUUACAUGGCUAUAACCAGUCCUCUGUCUGCGUGUUAGCUGCUGCUGAAUCCAGAGAUGGUGAAGGCCUGUCCUACUCUGGUCCCAUACGUCUACGACUUCCUGGAGAAUAAACAGUACAGCAAGGGGAAGGGAGACUUCGCACGCAAGGUACACACAUACAGACACACACUUACCUUGCCCAACUGCAAGAUACUCCAGUUGCUUAUCUACGGCGUCGCACACGACACAAACUCACUUGUCUAGUGUGUGUGUGUGUGUGUGUGUGUGUCCUCAGAUGGAUACGUUUGUGAACCCACUGCGUAGCUCGAUGCGUAACGUGUCCAUCGCUGUGAAGGGCCUGCCAGACAGUCUGGCUGAAGGGAUGAACAAGGCUGCUGACAACAUGGGACGCAUGUCUGAGAAGCUGGGACACGAACUCAAACAGUCAAUGUUCAAGGUAACGACCCUAACUGCAACUUUUUAUUACAACCAUAACCUAGCCAACAAGGGAUCUCUGAACGAUUGGGACAGAAUCAAACAUGUCAUGUUCAAGAUACAGGCUGACUAUACUGUCUAACACUGCAGAUAUGGCUGUGGUGGUCAUUACAUUUAGUCAGUGAUUGUCAAGCAAAUAACUGCCGGUCUCAUGGUAAUUGACCGUUAAUUAACAUAAACUCGUGAGUUGUCCUUAUGUUAGGUCCUGAUAUGGCUGUGCCAUAUGGCUGUGGGCUACACUAGUUCAUUUAGUAGACAAGAUUUGCUUAGAAUUCCGUGGCAGUAUUUUAUAAUCAAAUCAAAUUGUAUUUGUCACAUGCGCCGAAUACAACAGGUGUAGACCUUACAGUGAAAUGCUUACAAGCCCUUAACCAACAAUGCAGUUUUAAGAAUACCAACAACAAAAAAAACAAUCACACAAAAAAUAAUACGAAAUAAAAGUAACAAAUAAUUAAAGAGCAGCAGUAAAAAUAACAAUAGUGAGGCUAUAUACAGGGUACCGGUACAGAGUCAAUGUGCAGGGGCACCGGUUAGUCGAAGUAAUUGAGGUAAUAUGUACAUGUAGGUAGGGGUAUUAAAGUGACUAUGCAUAGAUAAUACGCAGAGAGUAGCAGAGGGGGGAUGCCUGCGGUAGCAGAGAGAACAGUCUAUGACUAGGGUGGCUGGAGUCUGACACCUUUCUCUGACACCGCCUGGUAUAGAGGUCCUGGAUGGCAGGAAGCUUGGCCCUAGUGAUGUACUGGGCCGUACGCACUACCCUCUGUAGUGCCUUGCGGUCGGUGGCCGAGCAGCUGCCAUACUAGGCAGUGACGCAACCAGUCAGGAUGCUCUCGAUGGUGCAGCUGUAGAACUUUUUGAGGAUCUGAGGACCCAUGCCAAAUCUUUUCAGUCUCCUUAGGGGGAAUAGGUUUUGUCGUGCCCUCUUCACGUCUGUCUUGGUGUGUGCUUGGACCAUGUUAGUUUGUUGGUGAUGUGGACACCAAGGAACUUGAAGCUCUCAACCUGCUCCACUACAGCCCCAUCGAUGAGAAUGGGGGCGUGCUCGGUCUUCUUCUUUUUCCUGUAGUCCACAAUCAUCUCCUUUAUCUUGAUCACGUUGAGGGAGAGGUUGUUGUCCUUGCACCACACGGCCAGGUCUCUGACCUCCUCCCUAUAGGUUGUCUCGUCGUUGUCGGUGAUCAGGCCUACCACUGUUGUGUCAUCUGCAAACUUAAUGAUGGUGUUGGAGUCGUGCCUGGCCAUGCAGUCAUGGGGGGACUGAGCACGCACCCCUGAGGGGCCCCAGUGUUGAGGAUCAGCGUGGCGGAUGUGUUGUCACCUACCCUUACCACCUGGGGUCGGCCCGUCAGGAGGUCCAGGAUCCAGUUGCAGAGGGAGGUGUUUAGUCCCAGAGUCCUUAGCUUAGUGAUGAGCAUUGAGGGCACUAUGGUGUUGAACACUGAGCUGUAGUCAAUGAACAGCAUUCUCACAUAGGUGUUUAUUUUGUCCAGGUGUGAAAGGGCAGUGUGGAGCGCAAUAGAGAUUACAUCAUCUGUGGAUCUGUUGGGGCGGUAUGCAAAUUGGAGUGGGUCUAGGGUUUCUGGGAUAAUUUGCUUUGGAUAAAAGCGUCUGCUAAGUGGCAUAUUAUUAUAUUAUUAUUAUAUUAUGGUGUUGAUGUGAGCCGUGACCAGCCUUUCAAAGCACUUCAUGGCUACAGAUGUGAGUGCUACAGGUCGGUAGUCAUUUAGGCAGGUUACCUUAGUGUUCUUGGGAACAGGGACUAUGGUGGUCUGCAGGCAGGGAGAUAUGGAAUCACGUAGUAACCAAAGAAGUGUUAAACAAAUCAAAAUAUAUUUUAGAUUCUUCAAAGUAGCCACCGUUUGCCUUGAUGACAGCAUUGCACACUCUUGGAAUUCUCUCAACCAGCUUCAUGAGGAAUGCUUUUCCAACAGUCUUGAAGGAGUUCCCACAUAUGCUGAGCACUUGUUGGCUGCUUUUCCUUCACUCUGCCGUCCGACUCAUCCCAAACCAUCUCAAUUGGGUUGAGGUCGGGUGAUUGUGGAGGCCAGGUCAUCUGAUGCAGCACUCCAUCAGUCUCCUUCUUGGUCAAAUAGCCCUUACACGGCCUGGAGGUGUGUUGGGUCAUUGUCCUGUUGAAAAACAAAUGAUAGUCCUACUGAGCGCAAACCAGAUGGGAUGGCGUAUCGCUGCAGAAUGCUGUGGUAGCCAUGCUGGUUAAGUGUGCCUUGAAUUCUAAAAAAAUCACUGACAGUGCCACCAGCAAAGCACCAUCACACCUCCUCCUCCGUGCUUCACAGUGGGAACCACACAUGCGGAGAUCAUCCGUUCACCUACUCUGUGUCUCACAAAGACACAGCGGUUGGAACCAAAAAUCUCAAAUUCUGACUCAUCAGACCAAAGGACAGAUUUCCACCGGUCCAUUGCUCUUGUUUCUUGGCCCAAGCAAGUGUCUUCUUAUAAUUGGUGUCCUUUAGUAGUGGUUUCUUUGCAGCAAUUCAACCAUGAAGGCCUGAUUCACGCGGUCUCCUCUGAACAGUUGAUGUUGAGAUGUGUCUGUUACUUGAACUCUGUGAAGCAUUUAUUUGGGCUGCAAUCUGAGGUGCAGUUAACUCUAAUGAACUUAUCCUCUGCAGCAGAGGUAACUCUGGGUCUUCCUUUCCUGUGGCGGUCCUCAUGAGAGCCAGUUUCAUCAUAGCGCUUCAUGUUUUUUGCGACUGCACUUGAAGAAACUUUCAAAGUUCUUGAAAUGUUCCGAAUUGACUGACCUUCAUGUCUUAAAGUAAUGAUGGACUGUCGUUUCUCUUUGCUUAUUUGAGCUGUUCUUGCCAUAAUAUGGACUUGGUCUUUUACCAAAUAGGGCUAUCUUCUGUAUGCCACCCAUGCCUUGUCACAACACAACUAAUUGGCUCAAACGCAUUAAGAAGGAAAGAAAUUCCACAAAUUAACUUUUAACAAGUCACACCUGUUAAUUGAAAUGCAUUCCAGGUGACUACCUCAUGAAGCUGGUUGAGAGAAUGCCAAGAGUGUGCAAAGCUGUCAUCAAGGCAAAGGGUGGCUACUUUGAAGAAUCUAAAAUCUAACAUAUAUUUUGAUUUGUUUAACACUUCUUUGGUUACUACAUGAUUACAUAUGUGUUAUUUCAUAGUUUUGAUGUCUUCACUAUUAUUCUACAAUGUAGAAAAUAGUACAAAUAAAUAAAAACCCUGGAAUAAGUAGGUGUGUCCAAACUUCUGACUGGUACUGUAUGCCAGUUAGGCUCUACACCGUUUGUAAAGCAGAUUAAUGUGCUUAAUUUUAAGGAGUUAUUUGGCCACUUUAGUUGUGAUACAAACCUUAUCAAAACGUAUAGGCCUAUGGGCUAGGUGACAUGAGGUGUGCGACAAUGAUUUGAAAAAAGGCCUGCGCUGUUUCUUGCCUUACUGCACACGCUUUGCAUCAUUCACAAGUGAUAAUAUAUAAUUCACAAGUGAUAGGCUAAUAUUUUCACCCAUCAGACUAUUCUUCAUUUAAUUUUGUCUUUACAUAUACUAAAUAAUAUAUGUGUAAAAUAAGUUUUGAUUUAGAAUGGACCAUUAUCAUGCGCUUGUCGGAACAGGGGCAGGGGGAAAAAUACAUUACAUCUAUGCACUUAAAUAGCGAAUGGAGAGCGCUUUUCCCGUGGUUCAUUUUCAUGCCAGCCAGGUAGGCUAUACUCCUGUUGUAAAGAGAAGCAAUGUGCUUAAUAUUAGGAAAGUUGAGAAAUAAAUAUAGUAGGCCUAGCCUAUAGAAAGCUGAUGGAAUCCUCCUCUUUUUAGUAGAGGCCAUCACUCUGUUUUCUCACGCAAUUGCAUGGCCUAUAGAAAUGUUGCGCAACAUGAGCUCAUGGGACUCUCAUAAAGUGUUUGAUUAGAUUUUCAAUUACAUUUGCAUUGAUGUCAGAGUGAUUAGAGGGACAAUAGAGUGCUGAGUACCAGGCAGUUAGCAAGUUUGGUAGGCUGCUAAUGACCAUCAGCAGCAUCAGAGCUUGGAGAAGCCUAGUUACCGUGACUAAGCGGUCAAGUGGAAUUUGAGUGCGGUCAUGACUCGUGACUGGUGGUAAUACGGUCACCGUAACAGCUGUAGUGUGGACCAUGUUAAUUCCUUAGUGACGUGGACACCGAGGAACUUGAAGCUCUCGACCCACUCCACUACAGCCCCGUCGAUGUUGAUGGGGGGGGGGGGGUGUGCUCGCCGCAACAGCCCUAACUCCAACCAUACUGACCAUACUCUAACAAUACUCUGACCAUCAUUUAACCAUGCUCUGUAAUGUCUGGUGUCCAGGUGCCUCCACUGCUCCCCAAGUCUGACAUUGACCCAGAGCACUGCCGAGUCUCGGCCCAGCUGGACGACAACGUGAGUACAACACCCCCCACUAGCACAGGGCCCCACCAGCUUACAGGCCCUCUGCUCUGAAACAUGUUAAUAAGUGAAAAUGAUAUAGUGGUGUGACGGUCACUUUGGCCUGGUGUGUUCCAGGUUAUUGAUAACAUCCCCCCCACUAGCACAGGGCCUGUGACGGUCACUUUGGCCUGGUGUGUUCCAGGUUAUUGAUAACAUCCCCCCCACUAGCACAGGGCCUGUGACGGUCACUUUGGCCUGGUGUGUUCCAGGUUAUUGAUAACAUCCCCCCCCACUAGCACAGGGCCUGUGACGGUCACUUUGGCCUGGUGUGUUCCAGGUUAUUGAUAACAUCCCCCCCACUAGCACAGGGCCUGUGACGGUCACUUUGGCCUGGUGUGUUCCAGGUUAUUGAUAACAUCCCCCCCCACUAGCACAGGGCCUGUGACGGUCACUUUGGCCUGGUGUGUUCCAGGUUAUUGAUAACAUCCCCCCCACUAGCACAGGGCCUGUGACAGUCACUUUGGCCUGGUGUGUUCCAGGUAGAUGAUAACAUCCCCCCCACUAGCACAGGGCCUGUGACGGUCACUUUGGCCUGGUGUGUUCCAGGUUAUUGAUAACAUCCCCCCCACUAGCACAGGGCCUGUGACGGUCACUUUGGCCUGGUGUGUUCCAGGUGGAUGAUAACAUCCCCCCCACUAGCACAGGGCCUGUGACGGUCACUUUGGCCUGGUGUGUUCCAGGUUAUUGAUAACAUCCCCCCCCACUAGCACAGGGCCUGUGGACAGCACUUUGGCCUGGGUGGUGUUCCAGGUAGAUGAUAACAUCCCCCCACUAGCACAGGGCCUGUGACGGUCACUUUGGCCUGGUGUGUUCCAGGUUAUUGAUAACAUCCCCCCCCACUAGCACAGGGCCUGUGACGGUUCACUUUGGCCUGGUGGUGUCCAGGUAUUGAGAACAUCCCCCCCACUAGCACAGGGCCUGUGACGGUCACUUUGGCCUGGUGUGUUCCAGGUAGAUGAUAACACCCCCCCCACUAGCACAGGGCCUGUGACGGUCACUUUGGCCUGGUGUGUUACAGGUUAUUGAUAAACAUCCCCCCCCACUUAGCACAGGGCCUGUGACGGUCACUUUGGCCUGGUGUGUUCCAGGUAGAUGAUAACACCCCCCCCACUAGCACAAGGGCCUGUGACGGUCACUUUGGGCCUGGUGUGUUACAGGUUAUUGAUAACAUCCCCCCCACUAGCACAGGGCCUGUGACGGUCGAUAACAUCCCCCCCACUAGCACAGGGCCUGUGACGGUCACUUUGGCCUGGUGUGUUCCAGGUUAUUGAUAACAUCCCCCCCACUAGCACAGGGCCUGUGACGGUCACUUUGGCCUGGUGUGUUCCAGGUUAUUGAUAACAUCCCCCCCACUAGCACAGGGCCUGUGACGGUCACUUUGGCCUGGUGUGUUACAGGUGGAUGAUAACAUCCCCCUGCGUGUGAUGCUGUUGCUGAUGGAUGAGGUGUUUGACCUGAAGGAGAGGAACCAGUGGCUCCGCAGGAACAUCAAGAACCUGCUGCAGCAGCUCAUCAGAGCCACAUACGGAGACACUAUCAACAGGUACACCACACACACACACACACACACACCAUACACACACACACACACACACACACACACACACAUACACACACACACACACUCACUCAUCAGAGCCACAUACGGAGACACUAUCAACAGGUACACCACACACACACACACAUACACACAUACACACCACACACACACACACACACACACACUCACUCAUCAGAGCCACAUACGGAGAUCUGACUAUUGUCUGCCUCUGGUCUCUGCAGGAAGAUCGUGGAUCAUGUGGACUUCAUGACAGCUCCAGAACAGGUAGCAGACUACGUCAAGAAGUUCAGGUAACACACACACACCAUCAGAUCGCUGCGUGUGAUUGGUUAGAAAGCCCAUCAGUAACUCUGUGGUCCCGCCACUGUGCAGGGAUUCGUACUGGCCCAACGGAAUCCUGGCCGAGUCUCCACCCCGCCGGGACAAGAACAUCCGCAUGAGGACGCGGGUCGCCGCCAAGACCAACCUAUUGGGAAUCAUGCCAGGUAACACACACACGGAGUAAACACACACACACUGACUGAACAAACAUGUUCACUAUUAAUCCACCAUUUCUCCCUCUCCUCUUCCAGAUGAGUUGAAGCACAUCAUCGGGGCGGAUACGACUCGUAAGGGCAUCCUGCGUGUGUUUGACAUGUUCCAACACGGACCAAUGAACCGCCGGCUGGUCUACGUGCUCCUAGAAGGGUUCCUGGAGACCAUGUUCCCUCACUACAAGUUCCCUGAGCUGUUUGUCAAACUUCACUCUCGCUCGCCGCGCACAGCCAGAUACACACAGAAACUCCAGAGCACCUCCCUGAAGAGGUGA
Molecule: messenger RNA, 24049 nt
Organism: Coregonus sp. 'balchen'
Lineage: Eukaryota; Metazoa; Chordata; Actinopteri; Salmoniformes; Salmonidae
Source: the annotation of a GenBank genome assembly